Messenger RNA from Prinia subflava (tawny-flanked prinia), 2253 nucleotides. It is a transcript of the gene CENPT, whose product is annotated as centromere protein T. Gene Ontology annotation, molecular function: protein heterodimerization activity; DNA binding. The record is from RefSeq and is a predicted model, not a curated record. Gene Ontology annotation, biological process: mitotic cell cycle; kinetochore assembly; chromosome segregation. Gene Ontology annotation, cellular component: kinetochore. Lineage: Eukaryota; Metazoa; Chordata; Aves; Passeriformes; Cisticolidae.
AUGGCCUCGCGGGGCGGGGGGACACCCGCGGCGAGCGGGGCGAGCGGCCCCGCCGAACUACAGCUCCCACAAGGCCCGCGCGGCCUCUCGCCGCCGCCGCCGCCGCCGCCCCGGAACUACGCGGACCACAAUGCACCGCGCCGCCGGCGGAACUACCCGCCCCACACUGCGCCGCGGCCCCUCCCGGCGCGCGCGCGCACUCUCGCGAGAGGCGGCGGGACGCGGGAGGUGGCGGCCGUUACCGGGCCCGCCAUGGCCGACGGGCGAUCCCGGGCCAAGCCCGGCCUCAGGCGCAGCGGCCGCCACAACGCGCGGGCGGCGGCCCAGACUGGAUUGAGUGUAGAAAAUAGGAAUAAGUCUGUCAGCAGCACCUUGGCAAAGCAGAGACUGGCAGUGUUCCCUGAUCUCAGAAAUGGCACGCCACGGCUUAUGCUCAAGAGAGUCAUGCAGAACCAACCCGAGGUUUCACCGCUGGCACUUCAGAUAUCUGCCCUUGAAGACACAAAACAAGCUGAUUCAGAAGUCCCAUCUAAGAGGGUUUCCAGCAUGGGGGAAUUGCAGCUGCCAGAUGUUGGUCCUGAGGAGACACCCAUCACUGUGUUCCACAUGACAAAGAAGAGAAAGAAACUCAGCAUUUCUGAAUUUGAGAGAGCAGCAGAAAGACGACUUCCCCAGUACCAAGCUCAGUCAGCGCUGGACAGCACAAUUAUGACUCGAUCCAUUCGGAUGUCUGUGGGUUCCCUGCUGGCCCCAGACACUGUUGAGAAGAGGGGGCUGCUCCGGAGGCCCAAAACCCGCAAGGCUGUUGACAUGCAAGCGUUUGAGGGCAGAGUGGAACAGAACAUGCUGAUGAACAAAGGACAAAACUAUCUUGUGGACUCACAAUCUGCAUCUGGGAUUCGAUCAAGCAUCCUGACAAGUGAUGCAGAAAUGAUGAUGGAUAGCACAGAGCUCUUUGUUCAGCCCCAGCUGGAUGAACAGAGCCAAAAUAAAUUUUCUGCUCUUGAACCUCAGCUGUCAGAUUCAAAAAAUUCAGCGCAGAGGAGCCUGAUUUCUGAUGCAGAUCAAGAGGAAGCUAGGCUGGAGGACCCAGUAUCUGCUGUGAGCACAAACGAGGGAAGGAUCCAAAGAUACUCCAAGAACUCAAGCCUUGAUCAUGAACAUGUUGACAGAAUGACUCAUGUAUCUCCAGAAACCCCUGCAAAACAGCAAGAGGAGAAGCAGGAUCAUCCCCAGCAGAGUAACCCAGCGGCACAGAUUUCUUUUUCUGAAGAAGAGGUGGCUUGCAAGCGUGAGAUUACCAGAGGCAUUGAAGCUGAAAGUCUGGGCAAGCACUCUCAUGCCUUUCCCUCGUUUGAUAAACCUGAGACGACUCCAUUAAAUGAAACUGAUGACCAAGGAGAUGAACUGCAGGAGGACCAGGCUAUCAUGCUAGAUUUGGAUAGUUCAGGGGAAGAGCCUGCUGAGGAUGAAGCUGAACACCCUGCAAGCCAAGAGGUUUCCAUGAAGACUCCUGCGUUUGUCCGUGCUCCAGCUGAGAACCUCCUGCUGUCAACGCCACAUGUUGCAAAACCUGCUGCCCCCAGGUCUCCCCUGCGGCUGCUGCAUCCUAAGGCAGUUCCAAAGAGAUUGGGAACAUCCCAGAGGAAACCACGUGAGCCUCAAGUACCAAGGAAUUUGAUAAAGGAGAUAUUCAGACAUUUUGUUAAAAUGCCAGUGACCAGAGAUGCAUUCAAAAUUGUUGAAAAAUGCUCCGAGAGAUACUUCAAGCAGCUGAGCGAUGAUCUGGAAGCUUACACCCACCAUGCAGGGAGGAAGACAGUGGAGGCAGCUGACCUGGAAGUCCUCAUGAGAAGGCAAGGGCUGGUGACUGACAAGAUGUCUCUGAAUGUGCUGAUAGAGCGUUACCUCCCUCUGGAGUACCGGAAGCUCCUGAUUCCAGUUGCAGUGAGUGGAAAUAAAGUGAUUCCCCGCAAGUGAAGGUGCAGGGAUGGCCCCUGUGGGUGGGGAGGCUGCUCCCAGGGGCUGGCUGUGGGUUGUUCCAUGUUACUGCUGGAGCUGAUGCUUUUCCACACGUAACCAGUCAGGCAAGGACUGCUGGAUGUUCUCCUGGGUGGAGGCAGGUGGUGCUGUGGCCACCACACCGCCCUGCUGGGUCUCACCAGCCUUUGUUACAAGUAAUUUGGCUAUCCAUAUUUUUACAUGUUACCUUUGAAUACUUGUACAGCUCUUACAAAUAAAAUAUUGCAUGUA